Molecule: messenger RNA, 2283 nt
Organism: Balaenoptera ricei (Rice's whale)
Lineage: Eukaryota; Metazoa; Chordata; Mammalia; Artiodactyla; Balaenopteridae
Product: angiotensin-converting enzyme-like protein Ace3
Exons: 14
Biological process (GO): proteolysis
Cellular component (GO): plasma membrane
Molecular function (GO): peptidyl-dipeptidase activity; metallopeptidase activity
Source: RefSeq, a predicted model, not a curated record
AUGGGAACAAGAUGGACUUGCCCUGGACCUUCCUUACUUGUGCUCUUCUGUUAUGGGCAGCUCUUGCCAUGGCUCAGGACCGAGGGUGAUCAGAACUCAGACAAGCUCUACAAUGAGACCGUGGCAAAGGCCUUCCUGCAGUUUUAUGAGCAUACAGCCCAAGUUGUGUGGAACCAGUUCAUGGAGGCCACCUGGAACUAUGUCACCAACAUCACCAAGAAAAAUCGCGAGGAGAUGCUGGACAAGGACGUGGAGAGGCCCCAGCACACGCUGUACUUUGGCAUGCGGGCCCUCCUGUUUAAGAUCGCCAGCUUCCAGGACCCAGCCGUGAAGCGCGUGCUGAGUGAGCUGCAGAACUUCGACAGGGCGGCCCUGCCCAAGGAGGAGCUCCGGGAGUGCAGCCAGAUUGUGGCCCACAUGGAGACCACGUACAGCGUGGCCCAGGUGUGCCUGAAUGCGGGACCCUGCCUGCCCCUGGAGCCUGGGGAGCGCCUCCAAGAAGUCACGGCCACCUCCCGGGAGCAGAAGGAGCUGCUGUGGGCCUGGCAGGGCUGGCGGGAUGCUCUGGGUCGCCAGCUCCGCAGCACCUUCGAGCGCUACGUGCAGCUCAGCAACAAGGCUGCGUAGCUCAACGGUUACAAAGACAUGGGGGCCUUAUGGCGGUCCACGUACGAGUCCGACACACUGGAAGAAGACCUGGAGCAGCUCUUCCAGGAGCUGCAGCCGCUCUACCUGAACCUACACGCCUACGUGCGCCGGACCCUGUAUCACUUCUACGGGCCCGAGCUCAUCGAUCCGAGGGGGCCAUCCCUCCCUCCCCCUCCCCUUCCAGGCAACGUGUGGGCUCAGUCCUGGGUCAACAUCUUAGACCUGGUCCUGCCCUUCCCGGAGAAGCCCCCUGAGGACAUCACGAAGAUCAUGCGAGGCCAGCAGUGGAAGUCUGAGAAAAUGUUCCAAGAGGCUGAAAAAUUCGUCACCUCCCCAGGGCUGCUUUCCACCCCUCCUGGGUUCUGGAAAAAUUCCAAGAUGGAAAGGCCAACGGACGGGCGGGAGGUGGAGUGCCACGCAUCCGCCUGGGACUUCUACAACAGGAAGGACUUCAGGAGCUCAAAGUGCACCGAAGUGACCAUAGAAGACCUGCUCUCCAUCUUUCACCAGAUGGGCCGUAUCCAGUACUUCCUGCAGUACAAGAACCCCUCUGUGAUCUUCCGCGCAGGCGCCAACCCAGCCUUUGCAGAGGCCGUGGGGCCGGUGAUCACUCUCUCGGCCUCCUCCCAUAAGCACCUGCUCAGCAGAGGCCUGCUCAGCCACCAGCACCAGGACGAAGAGGAGGUCGGUUUCCUGAUGAACGUUGCCCUGGAGAAGAUGGCCUUCAUCCCCUUCGCCUACCUGGUGGACCUGUUUCGCUGGAAGGUCUUUGACGGCACCAUCGAGAAGGCCGUGUACAACCAGGAGUGGUGGAACCUCAGGUUGAAGUACCAGGGCCUGUGCCCCCCUGUCCCUCGGACAGAGGAUGACUUUGAUCCGGGCACCAAGUUCCACAUCUCUGCCAGCUUGCCCUACAUUCGGUACUUCCUCAGCCUCGUGCUGCAGUUCCAGUUCCACGAAGCACUCUGCAAGGCCUCAGGCCACGUGGGGCUGCUGCACCGUAACAUCUAUAACUCCAAGCCGGCUGGGAAGCUCCUGGAGGAUGUCCUAAAGCUGGGCUCGAGCAAGCCCUGGCCAGAGGUCCUGCAGAAGAUAACCGGGGAGACCAAGGUGUCUACAAAGGCCCUCAUGACCUACUUCAAGCCCCUGUUGAACUGUCUGGUCACCGAGAAUGUGCGGCGUGGGGAGAUCCUGGGCUGGCCACACUUCAGCUGUUCCUUUGAAGAGAAAGAAACAGACAGGGUGGCAUUCCUGGGUCUGGAGCUGGACCCUGCCCAGGCCAAAUCUGGGCAGUGGGUGUUGCUGGCCCUGAGCUUUGUCAUGUUACUGGUGGUCCUGCUGCUGGCCCACAGGCUGUACAUCCUGGAAAAAAGCUCACUGGCCCAAGACACCAGUGCGCGGGACACCAGUACACAGGACACCAGUGCACAGGACACCAGUGCACUCAAGUCACCACCCAAGGCCUACUUUCUAGGCAUAGCCAUGGAGCCCCACCAAGUUGUCAAAAAACAGUGGCUGCUGCUGGGCCUCUGCCUCAUCCUGAUGCUGUGCUCAAUCGGCCUGACCAUUCGGAUUUUCACACAGCACAACAGGAGGCCUCCGUGGAUGAGAGCUGAAUGGUGGAGCUGGGACUAG